AGCGGCGGCCCCGGGCUCAGCUCCCCGCGCUGCGGCGGCGCUCGGCGGCGGCUCACCCCCCCCCCCGCCGCGGCCGCCAUGUUGGGCUGCUGCGAGCUCGGCGGCGGCGGCGGCGGCGGCUGCGUGUGACCGCGGGAGGGAGGGAGGGAGGGAGGGAGCGGCGGGGGAGCGGAGGGCGCGGAAGCGGAGGGAGGCAGGGAGGGGAGGGCGCCGCCGUUACCCCUCCCCGCCGCCCCGCGCGCACACACACACACACACACACACACACCGCGCACACACACGCACCGCGGGAGGAUGCCCUUUGCCCGGGGGGGCCAAGACGGGAGAGCAUCUCGCCGCCGGCAGUGAAGCCGGCGCCGCCGGGGCCUCCCGGCCCGCAGCGUGCGGCCGGAGGGGGGCCGCCGGCGCGCUCCCUGCGCCCCAGGACGCGCACCCGGAGGAGGAGGGCGCCGCCGCCGCAGCAGCCAUGGGAAGGAUUUGACAGGGCUCGGAGCGCUUCCCAGCCGCCCCGCGGCGGUGCCGGUGUGUAGGGGCGCGCGUCCCGCCCGCCGCCCCUUGGCGCAGCGGAGGAGAAGGGGGCGACGAUGAAGACUUUAGUUUUUUUGAAUCACUGAAAAGCCUUAAAAGGAGACUCGUAAUAAUAGUCAUUAAAAAAGAAACCCCAAUGCAAACUGAAACAACCAUGUCCGGAGAAGUGCGUUUGAAGCAGUUGGAGCAGUUUAUUUUGGAUGGGCCAACUCAGACUAAUGGGCAAUGCUUCAGUGUGGAAACCUUGCUGGAUAUACUGAUCUGCCUUUAUGAUGAAUGUAAUAAUUCUCCUCUGAGAAGAGAGAAGAACAUCCUGGAGUAUCUAGAGUGGGCCAAACCUUUUACAUCUAAAGUGAAACAGAUGCGACUACAUAAAGAAGAUUUUGAAAUCCUGAAGGUGAUUGGUCGAGGAGCCUUUGGGGAGGUUGCAGUAGUAAAAUUGAAGAAUGCAGAUAAGGUUUUUGCCAUGAAGAUACUUAAUAAGUGGGAGAUGCUGAAGAGAGCUGAAACAGCCUGUUUUCGAGAAGAGAGAGAUGUGUUGGUGAACGGAGAUAACCAGUGGAUCACAACAUUACAUUAUGCAUUCCAGGAUGAAAACUAUUUAUACCUGGUUAUGGAUUACUAUGUUGGAGGAGACCUGCUUACAUUGCUCAGCAAGUUUGAGGACAGACUACCUGAAGAUAUGGCUCGUUUUUAUUUGGCUGAAAUGGUGAUAGCUAUUGAUUCAGUCCAUCAGUUGCAUUAUGUUCACAGGGAUAUUAAACCAGACAACAUUUUGAUGGAUAUGAAUGGACAUAUUAGAUUAGCAGAUUUUGGUUCUUGUCUGAAACUGAUGGAAGAUGGAACGGUCCAGUCUUCAGUGGCAGUUGGAACACCAGACUACAUCUCUCCAGAAAUCUUGCAGGCCAUGGAAGAUGGAAAAGGGAAGUAUGGGCCCGAGUGUGACUGGUGGUCCCUAGGCGUUUGCAUGUAUGAAAUGCUUUAUGGAGAAACGCCCUUUUAUGCUGAGUCCUUGGUGGAGACCUAUGGGAAAAUAAUGAACCACAAAGAGAGGUUUCAGUUUCCUGCUCAAGUGACAGAUGUCUCUGAAAGUGCAAAGGACCUCAUCCGAAGGCUCAUUUGUAGCAGAGAGCAUCGACUUGGACAAAAUGGGAUAGAAGAUUUUAAGAACCAUCCAUUUUUUGCUGGGAUUGACUGGGACAACAUUAGAAACUGUGAGGCACCUUACAUCCCAGAAGUCAGCAGCCCCACUGAUACAUCAAACUUUGAUGUGGAUGAUGAUUGCUUAAAAAAUUCUGAAACGAUGCCUCCACCAUCACACACUGCAUUUUCUGGCCAUCAUUUACCAUUUGUGGGUUUCACAUAUACAAGUAGCUGUGUGCUUUCAGACCGCAGCUGUCUAAGACUGACAGCUGGACCACCCUCCAUGGAUCUUGAUGCCAGCAUUCAAAGAACUUUGGAGGAUAGUUUAGCAACAGAAGCUUAUGAGAGGAGAAUAAGACGUCUAGAGCAGGAAAAGCUUGAACUUAGUAGAAAAUUGCAAGAGUCCACCCAGACAGUCCAGGCUCUGCAGUAUUCAACAGUGGAUGGCCCAAUAACAGCAAGCAAAGAUUUAGAAAUUAAAAGUUUGAAAGAAGAAAUUGAAAAGUUGAAGAAACAGGUAACAGAUUCUGGUCAGCUAGAACAGCAACUUGAGGAGGCCAGCACUGCAAGGCGGGAGUUGGAUGAUGCUUCCAGACAAAUAAAGGCUUUUGAGAAGCAGGUCAGAACGCUGAAGCAAGAGAGGGAAGAUCUUAAUAAGGAACUGGCAGAGUCUAGUGACAGAUUAAAAUCCCAAGCCAAAGAGCUGAAAGAUGCACACAGCCAGCGGAAAUUGGCAAUGCAGGAGUUCUCAGAGAUGAACGAGCGGCUCACAGACUUGCACUCUCAAAAACAAAAGCUUGCCCGCCAGCUCCGAGAUAAGGAGGAAGAAAUGGAAGUGGUGAUGCAAAAAGUAGAAAGUUUAAGGCAAGAGUUACGCAGAACAGAGAGACUUAAAAAAGAACUGGAAGUCCAAGCUGAAGCCGCAGCUGCUGAGGCAUCCAAAGACAGGAAAUUGCGCGAGAGGAGUGAACAGUACUCUAAACAGUUGGAAAGUGAAGUAGAAGGGCUAAAGCAGAAACAGGUUGGUCGCUCACCUGGGGUAAGCAGUAUAGAACACCAGCAAGAGAUCACUAAAUUAAAGGCAGACCUGGAAAAGAAAAGUGUUUUCUAUGAAGAGGAACUGUCUAAACGUGAAAUAAUGCAUGCUAAUGAAAUAAAAAGUCUGAAGAAGGAGCUACGGGAUGCAGAGAGCCAGCAGCUUGCCCUCAAGAAGGAGAUCAUGAUUUUGAAAGACAAGUUAGAGAAAACCAGAAGAGAAAACCAAAGUGAAAGAGAGGAAUUUGAAACAGAGUUCAAACAGAAGUAUGAACGAGAAAAGAUUCUACUAACAGAGGAAAACAAAAAACUUUCAAAUGAACUUGAUAAGCUCACCACCAUGUUUGAGAGGCUGAGUAUGAAUAACCGGCAGCUGGAAGAAGAGAUGAGAGACCUGGCUGAUAAAAAGGAGUCCGUGGCCCACUGGGAGGCCCAAAUUACUGAGAUCAUCCAAUGGGUAAGUGAUGAAAAAGAUGCUCGAGGUUAUCUUCAAGCCUUGGCCUCUAAAAUGACAGAAGAACUAGAGGCCCUGAGGAACUCCAGUCUGGGUGCAAGAGCUACAGACAUGCCCUGGAAGAUGCGCCGCUUCGCAAAACUGGAUAUGUCUGCAAGGUUGGAACUACAGUCUGCUCUUGAUGCUGAAAUCCGAGCCAAACAGGCUAUUCAAGAUGAGUUGAACAAAGUCAAAGCUUCCUGUAUCUCUACAGAGUGUAAAUUGCAAGAAUCUGAGAAGAAGAACAUGGAACUGUUGACAGAUAUUGAAAGGCUGAAAAAGGAGACAGAAGAGCUUAGAUCAGAAAAGGGUGUAAAGCACCAAGACUCACAGAAUUCUUUCUUGGCAUUUUUGAAUGCGCCUACCUCUGCUCUGGAUCAAUUUGAAAUUGAUUCAGUUGAGAAUUUUACAUUGUCUAAUACUCCAUCACGGGAUGAAGACAGCAAGUCUCACCUCCAUUCAAGAUCAAGGUCUCCAUCUACAGCUAGUGAGAUUGAACCAAUUGAGGUUACAGAUCAUCCUCCCCGUUCAAUUCACACACCGACCAUGAGGACAGCAUAUAUUGGAUCGGGACUCUCUGCACCAAAGCCUAAAGCUCACCAGUUUGUAGUGAAAUCAUUUAAUACACCAACAAAAUGCAAUCAAUGCACAUCUCUGAUGGUUGGUUUAAUACGACAGGGCUGUACUUGUGAAGUAUGUGGAUUCUCUUGCCACGUGACCUGUGCAGACAAGGCUCCUGCAGUAUGUCCAAUCCCUCCCGACCAGACUAAGGGACCUUUGGGAAUAGAUCCGCAGAAAGGCAUAGGAACAGCGUAUGAAGGACAUGUCCGAGUACCAAAACCAGCUGGAGUAAAGAAAGGUUGGCAGAGAGCGCUGGCAGUGAUCUGUGAUUUUAAACUCUUCCUAUAUGAUGUAGCAGAAGGAAAAGCAUCCCAGCCCAGCGUGAUAGUGAGUCAGGUCAUAGACAUGAGGGAUGAAGAAUUCUCAGUGAGUUCCGUCUUGGCCUCAGAUGUCAUCCAUGCAAAUCGAAAAGAUAUCCCCUGUAUCUUUAGGGUCACAGCCUCUCAGCUCUCUGCAUCCAGUAAUAAGUGUUCAAUCCUGAUUCUAGCAGAUGGUGAGAAUGAAAAAAGCAAGUGGGUAGGAGUGCUGAAUGAACUGCAUAGGCUCUUGAAGAAGAACAAACUCAAAGACCGCUCGGUCUAUGUUCCCAAAGAAGCUUAUGACAGCACCUUACCACUCAUCAAAACAACACAGUCAGCAGCAAUCAUAGACCAUGAAAGAAUAGCUCUGGGGAAUGAAGAAGGGUUAUUUGUUGUGCAUGUCACCAAAGAUGAGAUUAUCCGUGUUGGUGACAAUAAGAAGGUUCAUCAGAUUGAGCUUAUCCCAAAUGAACAGCUCAUUGCAGUAAUCUCAGGACGAAACCGUCAUGUGCGGCUUUUCCCUAUGGCUGCUCUGGAUGGAAGGGAGACUGAGUUUUAUAAGCUGGCAGAGACAAAAGGCUGUCAGUCAAUAGUUUCUGGACAUGUGCGCCACGGAGCUCUUACAUGCCUGUGUGUAGCUAUGAAAAGGCAGGUCCUCUGUUAUGAACUAAAUCAGAGUAAGACACGUCACAAAAAGAUCAAGGAGAUCCAAGUCCAGGGGAAUGUCCAGUGGAUGUCAGUCUUCAGUGACCGUCUUUGUGUGGGCUACCAGUCAGGUUUCUUAAAAUAUCCACUUCAUGGAGAAGGCAGCCCAUACAGUCUGCUCCAUCCAGAUGACCACACACUAUCAUUUAUCUCACAGCAGCCAACUGAUGCCAUCUGUGCGGUCGAAAUCUCAAAUAAAGAAUACCUGCUGUGUUUUAGCAGCGUAGGGGUUUACGUUGACUGCCAGGGCCGAAGAUCUAGACAACAAGAAUUGAUGUGGCCCGCAACUCCAUCUUCUUGCUGUUACAAUGCACCAUACCUCUCUGUGUACAGUGAAAAUGCAAUUGAUGUCUUCGACGUGAACUCCAUGGAGUGGAUUCAGACUAUUCCUUUCAAAAAGGUACGACCCUUGAAUACAGAAGGAUCACUAAACCUCUUAGGCCUGGAGACGGUUAGAUUAAUAUAUUUCAAAAACAAAAUGGCAGAGGGCGAUGAACUGGUGGUUCCUGAAACAUCAGAUAACAGCCGGAAGCAAAUGGUUCGAAACAUCAACAACAAGCGCCGCUAUUCAUUCAGAGUACCAGAGGAGGAGAGGAUGCAGCAGAGGAGGGAGAUGCUACGCGAUCCAGAAAUGAGAAAUAAAUUAAUUUCUAACCCAACUAAUUUUAACCACAUAGCACAUAUGGGUCCAGGAGAUGGUAUACAGAUUCUCAAAGACCUUCCAAUGCAGCGUUCCCCUUAUCAAUUCCCUCAUCAUCACUCCCGUCUGAUCUCCUCUCCGAGCAACUUUGAGCACAUCUACCACAUGACUGUAAAUUCAGCUGAAAAAUUCCUCUCUUACGAUUCCAUAAACCCUGCAUUUUCCCCGCCUCCACGCUCUGUCCUCGGUACUCCAGACUUUAUGACUCUGAGGAAUCUUCGGCCUCAGGAAAGUCGGACCGUGUUCAGUGGCUCUGUCAGUAUCCCAUCGAUCACGAAAUCCCGCACAGAACCAGGACGAUCGAUGAGUGCAAGCAGCGGGUUAGCAGCACGAUCAUCUGCACAAAAUGGCAGUGCUUUGCGGAGGGAAUUCUCAGGAGGUAGCUACGGAGCAAAGCGUCAGCCCAUGGCAUCGCCCUCAGAUGGUUCCUUAUCUUCUGGUGGCCUGGACCAAGGCAGCGAUGCACCAACAAGGGACUAUGAGCGAGAGGACUCUGACUCUCCGAGACACUCUACUGCAUCGAACAGCUCCAACCUCAGCAGCCCUCCCAGCCCGGUUUCUCCUCACAAGACCAAGAGCCUCUCCCUGGAGAGCUCUGACCACGUGAGUUGGGACUCAUGAACUGCUUCAGCAUUCAGAUUUGACAUCACAGCAGCUUGCUGUCCCCAUGGCUGUCCCCUUCACUUAUUCCAGUUCUCACCUUCAUCAUCCUAACCCUCCCCAUUCCCUGUCUGAAAGUGAUCUGGGAGUGGGGUACAAAGGAAGGUAAAAACUGGUCGUCUUGAGCACCGUUCAGCACUGCCUCACCCUCCCUUCCCUGGAUUUGACAGCAGCAAACAAGCAAAGCUAGGGUGUUGGUAAAUAUCAGAUGCUGUAGAUUUGUAUUAGUAUUGGUUUCGUUUGUGUGGUUACAGCUGCUUCCAUUUUUAAAGACAUAUUUAUCCCACUCCCCUUCACUUCUCAAAAAGUAGCUUAAGUAGACCAGACCAGUAUCAACAGGAGAAAAUUCAGAGGAAUUUUGUUUUCAUACAAGAGCUCAUUGUACUGUACAAAGGUAGCACAGACCCCUUCCCCUACAUGGGGAACGAUCAGUAUAUCAGAGGCACAUAAAAGCUUUCAGCCACCACGUUUGAAUGUCAAUCUGAUUGUCGCCAGCAAAUCCUUAUUGAUUAAAAUGAUGCAUAUUUUACUACAGUACAGAGUUUAAAUAAAUACGCAGAUGUUAGAGUAAAAUACGUAUGUAUAUAUUCAAAGAAAAAAAAGCAUUGUGUAUGCAGCAGAAGAUGGAUGCUUAUUUAAGAGAGCCUUUAAUUUAAGAUUUGUGUUGUCCCUGUUUUCAUGCUCGGUAAUAUACAGACUUGGAGGCCUGGCCUAAAACCUUUCGCAGGACAGAUAUUCCUUUUGCGUAGCACUCGCUGCACUGGUGGGAGAGGUCCCUGCGGUGCUUUCACAACAUUUCUUUACUUCUGGCGGUAGCAUAACUGAAGCUAUAAUUCCUACUUUCAUGUUAAUCCCCAUCCUUCGCAAAAAUGACAACGAUGGGAAAGCAACCCCAGGGCACCAGUCAGCCAGGUGGCUGCCCUGGUUUCUUGUGUGCUAGCUGUACAGCUGAGGAACCCUAUGGCAUGCUACAGUAGAGGUCCUUAAGGCAGCAAGGGAGUUCAAUGCAGCAGGAUUCAGCAGGAAAACUGUUUCCCUGGGUCACCCUUUGAGCAGGUUUAACUCUGAAGGGAGCAGUCUUCCACAUCUCCUUGACCAUCCCUAACCACAAAACUGUACUGUUGUUACCAAAUACUAGUUGCUAAUAACACAUCAGCCAAAUGAGUGCCCUUAGCCCGAAGCUAGCCGUGGCUGGCUAUGCUGUCACUGUAGCAACGAAGAACCUUGAAGACUGACCUCACACUGUUCACACUGUGGUAGUCGAAGAUGCCUAGUCACCCACAACUGCCAUGCUGGCAAGGUUGGUUUUCCUCUCCCUCCCCACCUGUGCUGUGGGUUUGUGCAAUUUGCAGUUGUUUGUAUGUGCUCACCUGCUGUUUGGUUCCAAUAGCAGGUCAGGUUGGAGGGCAGAAAGUAUUGCGGUGGAAGACAGAGCCCACUGAAGUUGCAAAAGUAAAUAAAAAGCUGAAGCUGGUCAUGCAGUCAACAGAAUAAAGUGAGAGACUGAUGUACAAAUGGAUGGUAAGAGAAAGAUGUCUCUUCUCUUUAGUUAGCAAGGCAGAUGUGUUUUUCAUUUGGGAGUGUGUUCAAAUGAGCCUCUCUUCUCAGUAGUAUUGCUGCUGGCUUUAUACUAUGACCAUACUCAAACACGUAAGGGCUUUUUGUAUUUAGAAUACUGGUUUUUGUGGGUUUCGGAAACUUGUUAUGGCUCUGAUUAAACCAUUCCAUAUUCUUGCAGUCAGCAGUAUAUAGUGUUUCACCCACACAGAGAUGUUUGGAGUUUUCCAGUUUAUGUCCUCCCUAAUGGACGUUAUAGGUAAGUUCACACCAUGUACAGUAAUUUCCAGGCAUGAUCUAAAUGUGAAAUAGGGAAUGAGACACAGAUCAUUUAAUCCAUUUAGUCAUGCUGGGUCUCCUAGGUAAGAUUUCUCUUUCAUUCUGAAUCAAGAGGCUUGUCCAAGCUUAAGCUCAUUCAAUGUUAUUUUGGGACAGGAAUUCAAGAAUUUUUUAGAAACCAUCAUAUCAAAAGCCUGUCUCUCUCCUGUUUGAGUUUUUCAGAGUAGCAAGCUGGUUGUGUUGUUUGUUUUCACUUCAAAGCUACUACUUUUGCAAGCCUGGCAUUUAAUAUUAAAAGCUUUAGCAAACAGCUAAGCACUUGAAAUUAAUUCCUCCCAGAAUAGUUUUCAGUCUUUCUGAGGGACAGAUAGGCAGGGCGUUAUUGGCAUUAUUAAAAUUCCACAUCAGCUUCUUUUUAAAGGCUGCAUAUUGCUUCAAGUAUAGCCACUGCUUUUUCCCCACAAUUCCCUCCUUUUGGUGAAGCAUGUCCACACACUUUUCAAAGCCUUUGCAGACUAGUUUUGUAUUUACUGUAUGUUGUAUUUAAACAUUAAUCUUAUUUUGAUGUUGAGAGAAGGCAUUUAAACAGCAGUCAUUUAAGAUAGAGCAGCCUGCUGGACAGUCCCCUGAGAGAGGGUCACAGGAUCUUUUUUGUGGAUUUUUUUUUUUCCUUUGCAGUUGAGCUAAUGCUCUAUCUGAAAAUGGAACCCAAAGAGCCACGACACUGCAAAAACAAGCUGAGUAAACCCCUCUGUUUACUCUGUUAUGGUGCCUGCAAUCUAUAGCUAUCAAAACCUGACAUUUUCAGGCAGAGUGUAGGUCAGUUGUGUUACAAAACGAAGCUCCAGAGGAUGAGCUCCACAGGCCUACACUUGUUUGUACACCACAAUUUCUAAGCCGUGGCAGUCUCCUUUAGGAUUACUAUAUCUAAUCAUUAGUUUGGUACCGUGCAUUUUUAUACACAUCUGUUCAAAAGAGAAACAGCAACUGUUCUCUCAGUUGAAAAGCAAAUGACCACAUCACUUAUUUGAAAAGAGGAAAAUUGUCCUAGGACUUGAAUAGUUUUAUAUCUUUGGGGACCAUUUGAUUAUAUGCUCAAAUUUAAACCACACAUUUUUUUUUGUUGGUAUGAACACUGAAACCAUACACAUACUGUAGCUGAGCUUUUUAAUUACUCAUUGGGCUAGGAAAAAUUAACUUGGUCAUUUGAACUGUAAGACUCUUGACUGGUAUCUCGAAGACAGUUGUCUCUUAAGGUUUGAUGUUCGCUACUUUGCACUGUAGCAUUGCUUCAACUUCACAGUUAGAGGGCUGCAUUUUGUUCAGGGAGCUUAAAAUCUCCCACUGAAUUCUUGACUGUAGCAUAUGUUCUCUGUACACAGUAUGUAUCUAGCUGAUUUUUUCCCUUUCGGCUGAGACUGAAGGCAUUUGCAUUUUUGAAAUUGCUUAAACAUACAGAUUGUUGGGUUUUUCAUUUUUUUUCUUCUCUUGAUGGCAACAAAGGAUCUGAACAGAUUCAGGCAGCUACUAAGGAUUCCAGGUUAUAGAAUGAAAAAGGUUUGGUAAAUAUUAUUCCCCUGCACAUGUGCACACACAGAUAUGUGGCUUCCUUCCACAUUUCGUAAACCCAAAAGCAAGGUUAUAGUACCCUCUUCUCUCAUGCCUUUGACCUGUAGAAGCCAGCUGGUGGUUUCAAAAAAAACCCUCCUGAGGCUGUGGUGAAGUAGUUGCUGCGGCUUGUUAUGCAUGUGAAUUUUGCCCAUUUUAACAAGUUUCAAAAUUGAGUCAGGAAUGUUCUCUCUUUGAUUUGAUUCUGAUAAAAUUACAAGCCUACAAGCCAGGUGUGUUAUUCUCAGGUAUGCAGCAGAGGGAAGUUAAGGGUUUUGUCAUACCAAAAAAAAAGCCCAGAAAGCACAGCGUAUUUAUAGAAGUGUAGUUUAACCGCACCCAACAGGUUCACAGAGCUUGUCAGCCUUUCAAAACAAAACAGCUGGAAUAUUAAGACAGAAAUAGAUUCUGGUACCAUAUUGUCUUGCACAACCAGACCCUCAGCAACAGGACAAACAUGGUCUUGGGCGGAAGAAGGGGUUUUUUUUCCAUUUUAUGCACGCUGUUUAAUUUUAAAUGAAUACAUCAAGGGUAAAAGCUAUUGCAGUGCAAGUAUCCACACCUCCUGAGCUUUAGUCUGAGAAUCAAAGUGGCACAUAGUAGCUUCUGCUGUGGUUUUUUCGUUAAUAGGAGUCAGUUCCAUGGAGAAAAUGGGACAACUUUCUGCACUAACACAAACUGCACCCUUCCGCGUGCUUUGUGUUCACACUCUAUUUGAUAAACAGCCCAGAAACCACUUUGCUGCAGGCUUUCCAGUCUAAAUUCCAACUCUACUUUGUCUUUCAUUCCAGCUGCAGCUCAGAACAACCUAUUUUCAUUCUGCAUUUAAGAAAGUCUCAUCCACAGGGAAGAAAUCCACAAACAAACCAGUGUUGGUAUUUCAGAGCAAUUAUACCUGCCUUUUUAUGUAUGACAGUUUCAUAUCAUUUAUUUUUAAAAUGUUUUUUAGGUUUUUCAUUGUAAUAUUAUUGUACAGUUUUGCAUGGCAUAGAUGUAAUCACUUUUUUGUUUUAGAGUAUAAAAGCUGACAAGUGUGCGUGUGGGGGAAAGAUUCUGCUUUUUGCCUCUUCUCACUAUUUUGUUUAAUGCCCUCAGUGUUGUAGGGGACAUUGUAAGAGAUUCUCUGCUACAGAACAAUGAUGUAGAUUCUUUUGCACAGAAAUAUUUAAGGUGGAAAAGUCAACAAUGUAAAAAUGACUUACCACCACUAUUUUAUGUUGGUAACACACUUAAUAUUAACCUACUUUGAUGUACUGCAAUAAAACAGGGAACUGUUAGAAAUGCA
This is a messenger RNA of Phalacrocorax carbo (great cormorant), 10913 nucleotides long. Lineage: Eukaryota; Metazoa; Chordata; Aves; Suliformes; Phalacrocoracidae. The record is from RefSeq and is a predicted model, not a curated record.